UAAAGUAAUAGCAAACUUUUAUUCAGUUCGUAUGAAUAUUAUGUUUUUGUAUAAUUAAUAUAAAAAUGUACAUAGUUUGUUUUGUAUUUAAAUACAAACAAUUUGUUACGCAGAAUAUUACUCCGAUCAUGAAAGAUCGUACUUAAAUGGCGCAAUGUGGCUAACUUCAGUAGACUCUCGCCAGUUAGACCUGCCCCACUAUCAUACGCUUUUAAUUCCGUCGGCCAUAUACACGGUGGGCAAAAUUAUAUGAAUGAGAAGAAGAGGUGAUGUAGAGCAAGGAUUACAUAGCAAAAGAUCACUGGAUAUACAUGUCUAGCAUAACGAAAACCACAAACGCACAUGCGUUUGUUCUUGGUUACGAAGUGUACUCAAUCCAAUCAGCAUUAAGGUGCGCAUGAUGAACAAAUAUCUUGUCGAGUGUCGAGUAUGAUCUCGCACUGCGCGAGUAAUAUCGCGUAUGUUGUCAAAAAAUAACGAGCCAUACACAGUUAACAUGCGUAGAAGAUUAACCAAUGAGAAAAGAGAAUUUGACGCGUAUCAUGCGUACAAGCAUACAUACCCGAACGACAGUUAAAGCGGUUGGAAGUUACGGGUAAGAGCGCAAUACACGUCAAGCUCUUAUUUUCAUUCGUGGAGGAGGCUCGCCGCGAACAAACGGGUGACCGAGUCCGAAGGAUUUGCAAAGAAAAUCCAGGAUAUAGGUCACCAACAACUGGUUAAAUAUGAUACGCGCUGAAAAUGGGGGUGUUGUAUAUUUGGAACAGUUAAAAAAUUCGGUAGAGAGUGACGCGACAGAGAAGGCAACGUCAAGAAAGUGCGAGGGGCAGCUGUCUUCACUGAAGGCAAACAGCUGUUCGUCCUACAAAGGUGCAAAUCGUACGACAGAAAUGGCGCAAGAAGACAAUAAUCCGUGCUGGGAUAACCUGCCAAGCGUUAUCCUGCAGGAAAUAUUCUCAUAUUUACCACACAACUGCCGGUUAAGAGCCUCCCAGGUUUGUAGAAAUUGGAGGUAUUCUUUGUUUCAUCCCCGUUUUUGGAAAAAAAUUACGUUUGCUCUGAAAGACGAAGACAGUAUAUCAUGGUCCCGAGUUUUAGGAGAAAGUUUUGGACUUAGUGUGCGUGAAGUUACAAUUCGCUGUGAUACCCCAAAUCAUUCUGUGGAGGAAACAUUAGCUCUUUUAAAGAAACUGAGUUGUAACAGGCAACUACGUAAAUUGUUUUUGGAGUCCAGCAGUAGCUGUUUUGAAUAUGAUGAUGAUGAUGAAGACAGUCAAGGAUACACCACUCCACUGAUAAAAUCUCUUGUGAAAAUUAUUGAAACAUCUAAUCAUUUAGAAGCUUUAAGUUUAGGAUGCAUAGAAGAAUUAACAGCAUCUGCUGGUAUACUUUUGGAACCUCUUCGUCUACAUCAUGCUAAACACUUGACAACUCUUAGUUUAGCAUCCGUUAGAGAUGAUCCUGAUGAUUUUGACUUUGAGCAAUUCGAUUAUGAAUUUGUUUUUAAUUCCUUUAUCAGAUUAUCUAUUUUAACACUAGAUUAUGAGUUUGUAAGUGAUUAUUUACUGCAAGCAUUAGACAAUGGCAUCAUGGAAAGACUCGUAAUUCAUGUACAUGGUUGGAAUGACAAUUAUUUAGGAACAACAGACAGUGCUUGGCAAAAUUUUAUUCAAAAAAACCCAAAAUGUGAGCUGCGAUUAAACCUUAUACACUCUUACAAUGGCAUUGUAAUGUUAGAUACUGAUAUACUCCGACCUUCCAUGCCUCUUACACACUUAAAAGUUUUAUUUUGUGAAAACAUUAAUAUCAGAGCAUUACAUCGACUGUCUAGCUGGUACUCGCUUACUUUAAAGUCUUUGACAUGGAUUGAUUCUAUGGAUCAUAGACAAGACCCAUCAAAUGAAUUGGCACCUUUGAAUGAACAAAAUGAACGAGAUAGCCCCCCUGAUCCGUUAGUAUUAGUUGCAUGGAAGUGUACCAAACUUGUGGAAAUUGUAUUCAUAGGCCAUAAAUAUUAUCAAGAAAACUUACUAGCUAUUGCACGUCUACGAGGAUCCUCCCUUAAAUCGUUAAUGUUUGCACAAAGAUACAUCGUAUCUGAUAGCGAAUCUUGGCAUAUGGGUGAAACCAUUACACAAGAAAUAGAAGAAAUAAUGGGACCUCGGUGGAAACUGUUAAGCGAUGCAGAUUUACCUGCAGUCGUGAAUGAUCCUUUUGGAGGCGAUAGUAGAGAAGUUAUCAUGCCAUUGGUCCUUUGUGACCAAAAGUAAUUUUCAACGCGUGAAAUGGAAAAAAAUUACUCCCAAACAUCGUACACUGACAUCACCAACAAUUUCUGGGCGAGCUACAUUCUCAGAAGUAAAGUUAUAAAAGUUAAAUCUUUUAUUUUUCUAUAAUGUUUGUUUUUAUGGGAACUACGAAUGGAACGUUGAACAGCGAAUGCGUAUAAGUUCGUAGUUCAAAGUCAGUAAAACUAACGGAUACAAUAUUGCCUGUCAGGUAAGAAACACAGCUCCGAUCGUAAACAGCGAGCAUAAAAACGCACACAAGUUGUCCUUUACAAUGAUUUUAUCAGUUCUUAUGAGAGCGUGAUAAGCCAUAGUUAACUAUGUCUUUCUUGAAUUGAUACAACGGGGUAUCUAAAUUAAGUAUGAAUCAAUCCCUGUCUUUGUUUAUCAGAAUGGAGAAUGAAGUGAUUUGCGUCGGUUUCUUUAACGAGAAACCUUCGAUAAUGGAAUCACGUUUCAUUGCUAACAGUGGUGGUCUCAAAAUCAGAACAAGAGCAAUAUACUUGCAAUGAUCGUUCCUCUCGCCGACGAAUAUUAGGAAAGAAAAAUAAAUACGAAUGUAACGGGGUUUAAUAGAUAUAAAAAAAUGGAGCAUUAUUGGACGUUCAAGGUCUUAGCAAACAGACCUUUAGUGUGUCCGUGGCAUACUUGUGAUGUCACGGAGAAAGUGAAAUUCAAAUACACGAAGGCAGUACGCUACCAAUAAGAGGUGAUCAUCGUACCAAGCAAAGAAAAGGAAGAACGAGACUAAUAGAAAACACGAAGAGAAAGGAUCGAUCUCGCACCAUCAUCCACUGGCAAGCGUAACGAAAUUCCAAACGUAUGUAAGUAAAAAAAAAAAAUCAUGUUAACAAAUAUUUUUCCAAUUCUAUGGAAAAUUUAGAUCAAGCGAGCGCCAAGAGCAUGCAGUGUAAGAAAGAGUAACUAAAAUGGUAGACUUCGCGAAAGAGUUUGUGCAGCAGAUAUACAAAGAUGCACUGCAAUAAGAAGUCGAACAGCGAUCCGAGGUUAUUUUUAAUACCAAAACCAAUCGGACGCUCUUGUACAAAUGUUAAAUGAAUGUGUGCCGAGAAGAGUGCGGUUGAUCUGGUGGUACAUGAAACAAAGUUAAAACAUACAGAAUAUGUAGAUCGUAAUAGAGGGAAAAAUGAUAUCAUUGAAUGACCCGUUAAAAAACCUGUAUAACUUCCAGAAAGAAGUACCGUCUCUUCACCGUGCUCUUAGCGACCGCUGAAAACGAACACAAUUAUAGUUAUCUAUAAAAGAAAAAUCAGAUGAAUUUAGCUGCUAAUCGUGUAUGUGUAUAAUGUAUGUAUAUCUGUAUUAUCUGUCGAACUUUAAAUGUUAAAUAUUCGGAUGCCACAUGCAUCUAUUUCUGUCGUGCGAUUAAUGACGAUUUUGAACGUUUGAAAAAAAAAAAUAAGGUGAUCCGUCACAACACAAAGAAAAAAUACCAAAAGAACAACCGUGUAUACAGUUUGUUAUUCCGAGAGGUUAUUUACUUUUUUUCGAGCCCUUGUAUAAUUAUUAUUACAUCGUCACGUAUCGUACUUGUAGUCACGUAUAUACCAUUGUUUUUUAUAUGUGGUUCUGUACAUACAUUCAUGCGUUUAAAAUUAUUGGACACGCGCAAAAAUCGCGGAGUUGCGCCCGAAUUUAAAGAAAGAAAAGAAAGAAAAAUGAAGAGCGAAAUAAUAUCUAGCCGUGUUUAUUUAAAGAAGGGUGAAAAGAGAGGUUCGAGUAAAGGGCUAGGCACAAGAUAACGAGAAAACUAUUUCUUUAAACGAUUUAAGCUGUUAUACAAGAUGAACGGGCCUUAACAUGUACCUGAGUCGCGGUAAGAAUAAAUUUACCGAAAAAAAUCUGAUACGCGACAGCCACCAUAAGAAAAUAAUCGUAGACACCUUAACGGACAUUUUUAGGCGACUCGCUGGAACACCUGGCUGUGUCACUCGCCAAAAAAUGCCCGACGAUUAAGGUAUGCUCUCGUGCCCUUUCAUUUCGUAUUCCGUGCGCGUGUAUUUCUCUUUUUUUACGUCAACAAAUUCGCGAUGAAAACGGAACCGACGAUUCGUUAUUUAGAAGCUCGCAAACUUGUUUGUCAACUAUUAAAUGUUGCGCGAACGGGUUAGAUUUUAUUUCUUCUUCUUCUUUUUAAUUUUGCUCGUGUUUUUUUUGUAAUCGAACGAAGUCCCGCAUAAACAGUAUACUCGCGGGCACGGUGCCCGGCGUAUGAGUCUAAAGAGAGAGCGAGAGAGAGAGCGCGAGCGAGCGAGCGAGAGAGAGAGAGUGAAAGAACAUAAUGUGACGUUGCGAAAUGAUAACGUAUGAGAGAGAACGGAAUUAACGAAAGAUGAUGAUACGCGUUCGGAUAUAAGAACGAUGAUAUCCAAAUGAGUAAUAGAAGCAGAAACAAAACUUAAAAAAAGUAAGAAAAAAAGUAUCAAACGAUACGUAGUACCAUCUCUGCGAAUUCACCGUGUACAAAGUCUUUAGAAAGAAGAAUGGCAUUCGUGCAGCUGCUUAACCAAACGGGCACAACCCAAUUACACAUUAAUAUCGAUAUAAACGCGUUGCGACAAACCAAGCAUAAGACUGAACCUGCCGGGAAAGGUAUUACACCAGUUAGGUGAGCUGCACGUGUUGCCAACGUCCGACCUCAUAUUCAUAAAGCAACAGAGGACGAUCCCGACUAAACGGAAAGCAUCGUUCGCGAAUCAUCGAAACGAAAUUAAUCACAUCGAUGUUGCGUGUACGAUCGCGUGCAGAUUAGGCUUCUUUCGAUUAGCGGAAAGUGCAGGAAAAAGGGUAUCGCAUUCGAGAUAUCUAUAACGCAGUCUCGCUAUAUGGCCUCGAACGGGACUAGAACACAGCGUCUUGCUAUCAAUGGUGUAGCUCGCGAAUUCCAAAUUUCUCAGUUAGAAAAUUGAUAGAUUGCCAAAUUUGAAAACUUAUAAAUUACUAGGUCCCCUUCUGCGCUUACUUUUAGUCAGAGAUAGCCUACUUUGCACACUCGUGUACUCGUAAAAUAAUGUAUAAUGGUUGUCUCCAAGAUCGUUGCUCGUAUAACGGUUUCCUUUAACUGCACGUACGAUUUAGCUUUCCGUCUUAGCUCGCGGCUCUCGUCGAUUCGCCCCUGAUGAUUUGAGCCACGCGAACACACCGAAUUUAUGAAUAUGCGGCGUCGUUAAAAAAAAAACGAAGGGAUGGUGCGUCAGCUAGUGUUUAGAUCGGACAAACGCCCCGUGAAAAAAAGCUCACUCGACCGGGUGGUUCUCGUAGCCGAUAAAAUAUGUACUAACCUUUAAGCAGCCUGCCAAGAAUCAAAAUACUGUAUAAUAUCAAACGAACGCUAGCCAGUACAGAAUGCUAAGAUCUAUUUUUUAAGAAGCGAAUGUAUAUUUUUGUACUAAGGCAGGCCUUAGUUGUGACUCGUGUGUAUUCUUGCGCGUUAAAACAAAUGGCACAAGACGUGAGAUCUGUGAUCGUGUAAUAUCGUGUCGGCUUAGCGAGAAAACAAAAUAACAUACGUAUAGGCAAAGUCGUUGAGCAAGAGAGAGAUAAUAAGUAGCACCAAGUGGCGGGAGAAAUAGCAAGGAAAUAAAGCGACGUGUGUCCCUGCUUUUGUUAUAUCGAGUGGGCUAUAGGUAAAUAAUAAGGGGCGACGAUAAAUCGAGAAGAAAACAUCUGUGAUAAAAAAAAAUAUAAAACCUUAGAAAGGGUGCUCGGGAAAAAGGUGGCGAUAGAGAGACAGAGAUCAAGCGUGCGUUUUAAAGGGGGGGAAAGAAGAAUCUAACAAAACGAAGAGCGAAAGAGAGAAAUAUAGGGGGAAGACGGAAUCCUGCGUGUAUUAGGAAAACGAUACGCGAGACAUUGCAAUUCCUAACGAAAAAAGAAGAUGUUUAGAAAUGCUUUUAGAAGAUCUAUUGCGCGAAAAAUGUUCGUCGUGUGUAUAUGACUAAUCGACAGAUGGUGACUGUCUUUCGACGAGAUAGCCCGGUCUAACUAAUGCAGUGGGUACCAAUCGUCUUGACCAUCCUUGUUCAAGUAAUCGUGUGGGUUUCGAUAAACGCUUUUCUAACAACGGAUCCGAACGAAGAAAAUCUUUCUUUAUUCCAACGCUUUGUUAAAGUACGUGUUCUUUCGGACGAUUAGAUUCUUAACCCUUUCGCUGCUACGACCCUUUCGUUGCCACGAGCAAUUACAGUAAAAGGGCUACCGUUGAUAAGUUAUUGAUACGCCAAAAACAUUUCUGGUUGCAAAUGAAUUUUAUUAAAAAUAUGAUUUUAUAUACGAUCGGAGUUAAAACGGUUUUCGAGCAGAGGCGGCCGUAGCGAAAAGGUUAAACUCGAACGCUAUUUAAAUAAAUCUGACAUUCCACUCGAAACUGCGAGAACUGAAGGUUACGCGCGUAAUCUUACCGUCGUUACGUAGCGCCAUGAUAGAAUUAAUUUAAUAUACCUUGAAAAACUUCGAACAAGGAGUUGUCUCUGUCGUGUUAGGACAAAAGAACGAAUACAGUAUACGCGAAAGAGGUGAUUCAAAGGAAUUCGAUCGAUCCUUGUUCGAAGUUGCGUAAAUCGUGCGUUACAAUAGGCCACGUGACUCGCCUUUAUCGUGCCCACGUGAUCUCAGGAUAAGUCAGGACGUCGUACGCCACCAGUAUAGUAUUAUAAGUUCCUAAAGAAAAAAAAAGAAACAAGAUAUUUUACAUGGGUUUUAAGUGAUCGAUAGAACGAACCCGGCAAUUACGAAUAAAACGCAUAUUUCACACGAACAGAGCAUUCGGUUCGAUGUUACGUACAAAACAAGUUCGUUCGUUGAUUCGUUCUGUUUAUGGGAUUGUUAAAAAAAACGCUUUUCAGACACUGCACCAGCAACGUUUCUUUUUUUUUAUAUAUGCAUAUACAUAUAUCUAUCUAUAUCUUAUAUCUAUACAAAUAUUAAUUUACAAGUACGCGUGUAUAAUUCAUUCCAAUCGAAAGGGGCAGGCGUGUUAGACGUGUGGCGGUAAAUAAACGCGAAUUGAAAACGAUGGUUCCGCGUUGAGGGAAUAUUAAGGAGAUUUAACCUUUUUUUUACGAGAAUGCCAAGAAAUAUAGCGUCGCGAAAAGAUAAUCGUGAACGGAAAGCUGUAGGCUCGAUCCAACGUGAAACGCGGGUAAUUUUUGUGUUAAAGGCUAGUUUACGUUAGUCGGUCAGACAUUGAACGCUUCUGUCAGAAUACAUUCAGUUUCGAAUAGGCAUUCAACGAUGUACAAUCAAAACUAGACAGACAAAGAUUCCAGUUACGCCAAUGGUUUUUAACGAACCACUCCCCCCUUUACGUACAACAAUCUGUGUCUGAACGGAAUUGUUACGUGUCUGAAUGGACAAUAUAAACUGACCUUAACACGUUUUCGAUUACUAUACUACCGCCGUGUGAGUGUGUAUCGACUACGUUUCGAGGUUCGUCUGAUACAAAAAAAUCGAUAUUCCGAGAAUCGCGCACUCCUCGAUCGAUACCGUAAAACAAUAUUAAUAAAGAUAUUACCAAAACCGCGUUUAGAUAUGUAUAUAAGUUUAUUAAGGGCUGAGAUAGCAAACGCGAGCAAGCUAUUUUUUAUCGUGGUCGAAUCGCGAGAUAAGACGGGACUAAAUCCGUCGUGUAAUUUCUUCCAUUACGAACAGAGGGGGAAAAUAAGAUUUUCGAUGUUAAGAGAGAAUUUAAGAGAAAAACAACGUGACCGGGCCCAAAAGAAAAACGAUGAACGUCUUCUAGUAGCGUUGUAUUCUCGUUUAUUAGCAUGGGUUUAACGGAACGUAAAAGUCCUAGCUCUAGAGACGAGCGCACGUGUGUAUGCAUGCAAUGCAGACAGAGAUCUCAAGAUUUUCAAAUCACGAUCCUGUGUGUAUUCGUUCAAAUCAAGAUUAUCGAACUGAAUCAUGUUGAUAAAAAAGAAAACGGCCGCUCAAACGACGCGAAAACAACAGUCGCCGAUUUGUUUUCGAUUCGAACUGAGUUUCUUCGUUUUUUCCCGUGAGACGCCGAGAAUCGUUCUAAACUAUAAACGCGUUACGCCAGCGGUACAACACUUACGCGAGUGAAUCACGACUGUCGUUCCACCGCGCUAAAAAUACUGAGAAUGCACGGGAGAUUCCUUGCCGAUGGGGUAAAACGUUAUCUCGAGCUUUACUACCUCGCGUAACUCCGAUGAAGAUCUUUUAUUUUCUUUCUUCGGUCGAGUAUCGAAUCAUCGUUUCGUAUCUUUACAAUAAUAAGAAUAGCUCGAUGCUCGACGUUCCGAUUCAAAGAACGGGGGAAUAAAAAGAGAGACCGUUUCGCGUUGACCAGAACUGCGUACUUUUCAACGCAAAACAGUGCUCAAUCGGGUUUCGUUCACGCGAAGCAGGCUUACACCGGUGUCUCAGUGUUCCACGUUUAAAAAAACGUCUUAGUUUUAUCGUACUACGAACUAUAGCGUUUAGUUUAUAUCUUUGCUAAUUGUCGUGUCGACCUGCAUUUUAACGACUCGUUUUAAGGGUGACGCGUCGUUUCAUCAACGGCAUGAUGCGUGAACGCACGUGUCCGCUCGAUUUGUCGCGGUUAACGCUUUGAUCGGUGCAGUGAUCUAACUCGGUGAUGGACAAACGUGCACGCGAGGGCGCGGUGCACGGACGCGCAAGUGCUUUGAUGAGUCAAUUUCACAAAUUUCAAACUUUCCAUAUUCUCAAAUUUAUCGAAUUCCAAAAUUUUUACAUUCGAGACCCGUGAAUCUUCGACUCAUCACUGCACGCACCCGCAUGAUCUGCCCACCGCUGAUCCAACACAGUGCAAUAGGGUGCGCAGAAGCACUGCGCACCAGUUAACCUGUUGACCGGCCGAUUAUUCGAUCGAGAGAAAAGUCAUUUUCUUUCCGUAACAAAGAUUAACUCGUCUUGUCCGUAACAGAUACAAAUAGCCGACGAUGCAAUCGAAAGUAAAGAUCUCUCGACAAAACACUGAAAGUAUACAUCAGUCAAAUAGUAAGUCAACUCGUACCGGUUAAUAGGUUGAUAAUACCUUUUGGUUACUAACGCAAGGAUUAAAGUGUUAAAUCUUAACUUGCUCUAGCGUGUUUAUGUAAAGCAAACAUGGAAAAGCAACGUUAUCGUCAACUAAUGAACAAAACGUGGCCUCUGUUAUGCACACACUGUUUUAAUCGUAAACAGGACGUGUUUUCGACCUGUUUGGUGCAACUCGAGGUUUCUACCGAAAGGAUAAGAGCGUAACUUUGUGAACGUUGCCUAAACAUUAGGUUGCUGCGUGAGUUUGUAGGAAUGUUACGAAAAUUUUUAGUAUAUUUUAGGCGGAACAUCAAAUGAGUUACAAGUUGUAUUGGAUUCAUAUUAUAUAUAUCAAGCGAAAAUUUGAUGGUGCCAUACACGAAUAUUGUCGCCAUGCGAUAAUGUAGGACACUUUUGACCCAUAACAGAAUUUUUAUUAAAUACGUUUUAAAUUUAUCUUCCCGAUAAUACGUUACGUGUUUUAUACGCUUUUAGUAUGUACGUGUUUUCAAUAUAAUAUUUUAACGAAAUGUAAUAUAGAGAUGAAAGCAGUGCGUUAGGAAAUUGUAUAUAUUUUAUAAAUAUGUUUAUGAAACAUAUAUUUUUUAUUUAUACAUAUAUCACAUCGAUUUUAUUUGUCUUUUAGACGUUUUACCGUUUUGUAUCAUAUUGUUAAUCGCGUGGUAUCCAGAUCUUUUUGUAGAAAUGGGUCGAAAGUGACCCGGUUUUCAUGAAGUUUAGAUUUCUAAUUGUACGGAACUUGAGCAGCAACCUAAUAUCUUCGAAAAUGUGUAUAGAAAACGAAAGUAGUCGAACGGGGAGUUCGUUAAAUAGAAAAUAAUUACUCGCGUUGAUUUUUCGAAAAAGCACGUCAACUGGUUUGAUUCGCGCGAACAUUUCAACGAGAAACGAAAGAACGCUUAAAAGGGGGUUACAAAGAACGAGAUCUCGUCUUAAAAAAAGAACCAAUCGAUAUCCUACGUAUCUAUUCAUACUAUUUACUCGUUACUUUCCAAGUUAUUUUACUUGACGAUGACAAACUAACGAACGAGAAUGUGUGUGCGUGCGUGCGUGAACGACGCUUAACGCGCUCGCUGCCGCUCACUCGACAUCGCGUGCUGCCUCGAUAGCGUUAAAACCUCGCGGCACGCGACUCGAGUUCGACAACGAACGUGUUGAAGGGACGUUUUUAUCGGUUCCUCUAAAGUCGUUCCUCGGAUUAAUUUACCAUCGGCGGCAGGGUCAAUACUGGCCCAGACGGUGCUUCGAUUUAAAUUAAACAAUUGAAAUUUUUAAGCGAAAAUAUUCAUAUAUUGGAAAAAUAAUAUUUAAAGGUGUAAUGAAAUAUUUAGAAUACGAAAGAGAAUGAAAUAUUAAAGAUGAAUUUAAUCAAGUGUCUGAGUUUGACCGCGGUAUCGAUGACCCGCUGUCUGAAGUUUAAUUCGGUUAAUCGAUUAUAGAAACGACUUAAAUACUUGAAAGUAUCUGAACAGUUAAAUCUAAAGGAAAGAAGCGAAAAAAUGCGUCGUGUAACGAGCUAAUUAUUUCGUAAGACGUAUCGAACCGGAGUUCCAUCGUGUUCUUCGAUGCGUGAACAGGUGUUUCUUGGCGUCCUACACUUUACAAUUUUCUUCGCUACGAAAUAAAUAUCAGUAUUAAAAUUAUUC
Messenger RNA from Megachile rotundata (alfalfa leafcutting bee), 10981 nucleotides. RefSeq names its product F-box only protein 33. The record is from RefSeq and is a predicted model, not a curated record. Gene Ontology annotation, biological process: positive regulation of protein ubiquitination. NCBI's taxonomy places the organism in Eukaryota, Metazoa, Arthropoda, Insecta, Hymenoptera, Megachilidae. Gene Ontology annotation, molecular function: protein binding.